GUUCUCGGCCCAGUCUGGCGGCUCACUGGGACAGGUGUGUUUGUGUUUGUGCAACUGUUUGCGUGCGCCGGCUGACGGCACCUGAGUCACUCCACUGAGCCGGCCAGUCCAGCCGGGCCAGGAGCCGCCAAGAGCCAUGGCUUAAAAGCAACUCCCACCAUUCGAGGGCAGUUCAUUUGCCCACCAAAUGGCGUCCAGAACGCAGUCGCCCCUUCUGCCGUCGUUGAUGCUGCUGCUCUCCGUCCUCGGAGGAACGCGGGCUGAUCCCAACCGACUCCUGCUCCAGCAACUCAACCAGGUCGGCUUCGUCAACCUUCUGGAUCAGGCCGUGCGCCCCAGUGUUCCCCACGACCAGAAGGCCUACGACUUCAUUGUGGUCGGAUCUGGGGCGGCGGGGUGCGCCGUCGCCGCCCGCCUCUCGGAGAACCCCGACUGGACCGUGGCCCUGAUCGAGGCGGGGGGCGUGGAGAACAUAGCCCACCACACGCCCGUCCUGGCCGGCUACCUGCAGGAGACCUCCUCCAACUGGGGCUACAAGUCGGUGCCCCAGAAGUUCUCCUGCCGGGGCAUGAACAACAACGAGUGCGCCCUGCCGCGUGGCAAGGUCCUCGGCGGCACCAGCUCCAUCAACUACAUGAUCUACAACCGCGGUAACCGGAGGGACUACGACGGGUGGGCGGCGGCCGGCGCCAAGGGCUGGAGCUACGAGGAGGUGCUGCCCUACUUCCUGCGCAGCGAGAACGCCCAGCUGCAGGGCUUGGAGCACUCUCCCUACCACAACCACAGUGGCCCGUUGAGCGUGGAGUACGUCCGGUUCCGCACCAAGCUGGUGGACGCCUUCGUGGGCGCCUCCGUGGAGGCGGGUCUGCCCCUCACGGACUACAAUGGCGAGUCCCAGAACGGGGUCUCCUAUGUCCAAGCCACAACUCUGAACGGCAGGAGGCACUCGGCGUACUCCGCCUAUAUAAAGCCCAUCCGGGACCUGCGCCCCAACCUGCACAUCUUCACCUUCGCCAGGGUCACCCGCGUGCUCAUCGACGCGCCCACCAAGUCCGCCUACGGCGUGGAGUUCCUCCUCAAGAACAAGUCCUACAUUUUCAAGGCCCGCAAGGAGGUGAUCCUCUCGGCCGGCGCAUUCAACUCGCCCCAGAUCCUGAUGCUCUCGGGGAUCGGGCCGGAGGACAACCUGAAGGCCAUCGAGGUGCCGAUCGUCCAGACCCUGCCCGUGGGCCGGCGGAUGUUCGACCAUAUGUGCCACUUCGGACCCACCAUCGUCACCAACACCACCGGCGAGACGACCUUCACCUCACGGGUCACUCCCGCGGAGGUGGUGUCCUACCUCCUGGCCGGGAACCCGGCCACCCGCAUGAGCUCCAUCGGCGGCGUGGAGGCGCUGGCCUUCCUCAACCUGGAGCGCUCGAAGCUGCCGCGGGACUGGCCGGACGUGGAGCUCAUCAUGGUCUCCGGCAGCCUGGCCAGCGACGAGGGCACGGGCCUCAAGCUGGGCGCCAACUUCAAGGACGAGGUCUACGACAAGCUGUACCGGCCCCUGGCCCAGCAGCAGAGGGACCACUUCACCCUCCUGGUGAUGCAGUUCCACCCCAAGUCCGUGGGCCGUCUGUGGCUGCGGGAUCGCAACCCCCUGCGCUGGCCCGUCAUCGACCCCAAGUACUUCAAGGACGAGGAGGACGUCGAGUUCCUGCUAGACGGCAUUAAGGCCAGCCUGCGGAUCCUCGAGAUGCCGGCCAUGCAGAGGAUCGGCGCCAGGCUGCUCAGGAGCCCCGUCCCAGGCUGCGAGAAGCUGGAGUUCGGCUCCGACGACUACUGGCGGUGCUCCAUCAGGACCCUGUCCUACACCCUGCACCACCAGGUGGCCACCUGCCGCAUGGGACCCGCAUCCGAUCCCACCACCGUGGUGGAUCCCGAGCUCAAGGUGCACGGGGUGAGGCGGCUCCGGGUGGUGGACACCAGCAUCAUCCCAGUGCCGCCCACGGCCCACACCAAUGCGCCGGCCUUCAUGAUCGGCGAGAAGGCCGCGGACAUGAUUCGGCGGGAAUGGAUCUGAGCCACCGGACACUAAUGGAAUAGAAGCUAUAAGCCCCCAGCUAUAACCUACGAUAACCCUAAACGAUAUCUCCACCAAAAAGUAAACUAAACCCGUAAGAAUCCACACUGGGAGACUGCUAAUGGGCGGGGUAUCAGAUCCAAACCGGGUCUCUCGUAGCUCCCCAACUGAGGGAGCUUUCCAGUUCUGUAACUGGAUCUGCGUCACCUUCAGGCAGCCUUUAAGCAUUUAUUAGAUGAGUUAUGUAUCGCAGCCUUCCACUUAUCUCGGCGGGUAUUACUUCAUUGGCGUUAUCCAAAAUUAAUGCGCUUUCCGAUAACCGGUCGGCCCAUUUGAUAUAUCAGUUCAAUCACACAGUUACCGGGUUUUUCGAACUCGCUUUACUUUAUUUAUAAUUAACUUUGCACUUAUGGAUGUUCCGGUCUCAUUAGCUUUCGGAUGCAGGUUUCUACUCUCCCCGGCGAUUCGUUGCAGCCACGGUGGUUAAUGUCCAAGGCA
Molecule: messenger RNA, 2563 nt
Organism: Drosophila bipectinata
Lineage: Eukaryota; Metazoa; Arthropoda; Insecta; Diptera; Drosophilidae
Product: glucose dehydrogenase [FAD, quinone]
Molecular function (GO): oxidoreductase activity, acting on CH-OH group of donors; flavin adenine dinucleotide binding
Source: RefSeq, a predicted model, not a curated record